AUGCAUGUCAUUAUAGUUGGCGGGGGAAUCGGCGGACUCGCCGCCGCGACAGGACUCCGUCGUGCCGGCCACAAGGUCCAGAUCUUCGAACGCUCCUCGUUCCUCCGCGAAGUCGGUGCCGCGAUCCAUGUCCAGCCAAACGCCGCCCGGAUCCUCUUACACUGGGGGUUCGACCCUAGAAGAGCCCGCUUGGUGACAGCUCGUCGGACAAUGGUAAUACCAGGAACAUCGCUCACGUCGAAAGUCGGAGUAGAUUGCUCCCACUUUGCUGAAACCUACGGUGCACCAUGGUAUCUGGCUCAUCGGGUCGACCUGCACUCGGAACUGCGACGCUUGGCGACAACCCUGGACGCGCCGGGAAUGCCCGUGGAGAUCAUGCUGCGAUCUGAGGUUGUGAGCUUCGAUGCUGAGAAUGGGUCGGUCACUUUGUCUGAUGGGUCAAUUCAUCGGGCGGACCUUGUUGUCGCUGCAGAUGGUGUGCAUACUACCGCCAUUCACCAGGUCAUCGGCCAUGCCACGCCGGCUGUCUCUACGGGCUCCGCUGCGUUUCGGUUUCUGAUUCCGACGGAGGAGAUCCAGCAGGAUCCAGAAACGGCGAAGCUUCUGGAGGAUGGUGUGAUGAGGAUAUACGUUGCGGAAGGUGUGCGACGACUGAUCUGGUAUUCGUGCGCCGAUAACACCGUAGAGAAUUUCGUGGGCUUACAUAUGGAUGAUCGUAACGAUGGUCAAAAGGAAGACUGGGACUUGUCUGCAGAUGUCAACGACGUUCUGGCUCAGUACCACGACUUCCACCCAACGCUUCUCAAAAUCAUCAAAAAAGCAACAAGCAUCAAACGAUGGCCGCUUCUCUACCGCGAUCCCAUCCCAACCUGGACUCGCGGACGCCUUGUGCUAAUUGGCGAUGCAGCACACCCAAUGCUCCCUCACCAGGGUCAAGCCGGCGCCCAGGCGAUCGAGGACGCCGGUGCCUUGGGUGAGCUCUUCGCUAGCAUGCCGGAUCACCCGACACAAGACGAGAUCCGGACCCGUCUAGCGCUGUUUGAAAAGGUCCGUAUCAACCGUGCAUCCGUGAUACAAAUCUUCUCCAAUGCCGGACAGGACGAGGGCUGGAAGGUCAAGGAACGCGCGCAGCAGUACAUGCCGGAAGGCGCCAAGGUCCCUUCGUCCCCACCGGAGUUUAUGGAGCAUAAUGCGAUGUGCUGGAGGAUAGCCGGCGUCAGCUGA
Aspergillus thermomutatus is the source of this 1224-nucleotide messenger RNA. Its product is annotated as putative salicylate hydroxylase. Bases 1 to 1224 code for a protein of 407 amino acids. The record is from RefSeq and is a predicted model, not a curated record. The transcript is spliced from 6 exons. Gene Ontology annotation, molecular function: monooxygenase activity; FAD binding. NCBI's taxonomy places the organism in Eukaryota, Fungi, Ascomycota, Eurotiomycetes, Eurotiales, Aspergillaceae.